Tupaia belangeri chinensis (Chinese tree shrew) is the source of this 4080-nucleotide messenger RNA. RefSeq names its product zinc finger protein 16 (gene ZNF16). Bases 81 to 2090 code for a protein of 669 amino acids. Gene Ontology annotation, cellular component: nucleus. The transcript is spliced from 3 exons. Gene Ontology annotation, biological process: regulation of gene expression. Lineage: Eukaryota; Metazoa; Chordata; Mammalia; Scandentia; Tupaiidae. The record is from RefSeq and is a predicted model, not a curated record.
GGUUAGUCCGCGGGGUCCGAGGCGCUUGGCGGCUCCGCGGUGCGUCCUCUCUGGGCGCGCGCCGCCGGGGAGGUCUAGUCAUGCCCAGUCUCCGAGCUUGGCCUGAGGAGAGAGAGAUGGAUUCUUCAGCUCCAGGACCAUUCCCUCAAUCCCCUGCAGUCCAGACUUGUGUCUAUGAUGUUCCUGACGUAACACAUCUUGGAUCUACAGUCUGUGGUCCCCUCUGCUGUGGUGGAGCAGAGCCGGAAGCCAUGUGCCCUCACCAUCAGCAGCAAGAUUGUGCCACCAAUGCUGAGGACAAGGAACUUCGGGAUGAAAAUGUUUCUCACAGUUUGGAAUCAACAGCAGACAGGGCAGAAAACUGUGCUGAUAUUUCCCAGCCCUCUGACCCUAGAGAGCUUCAUGAUGAUGUGUUGGAAAGAAACUGGAGGGUCCCUGAUAUUGAGAAGCCAGUGCAACCCCCCUGUAGGGAGGGAGGCUUCACACCUGUGCCAGUACUUUGCAGGAACCCCUUACAGGAGAGAGAUCUGGACUGUAGCGGUUUUGACAAAACCAACAGUCUGAGCCCAAACCCGAUGGCAUAUCAGGGAAUCCUUCAAGAAGAGAAGCCACGUACACAUAUGUGUCCCCAGAGCUUCCAGCACAGCAUACACCUUACUGGCCACAAGGAGGCUCCCAUGGCUGACAGUCCACUCAUAUGUAACAAGUGUGGAAAAACCUUCCAAGGAAAUCCUGAACUUACUCAGCAUCUGAUAGUACACAAUGGAGUGAAAUCCUUAAUGUGUAAUGAAUGUGGGAAAUUCUUCAGCCAGAACUCAGUUCAUAAAAACCACCAGAGAUCUCACUUGCAUGAGAAAGCCUUCCAUGGGCAUUUGAACCUUGCUAAACACCCAGUAGACCACAGUGGUGAGAAGCCUUAUGUGUGUAUUGAAUGCGGAAAAGCCUUCAGUCAGAACUCAGGCCUUAAAAAGCACCAGAAGUCUCACGUGAGUGAGAAGCCCUAUGAAUGCAAUGAGUGUGGGAAGGCUUUUCAACGGAGCUCAAACCUCAUCCAGCAUCAAAGAAUACACUCUGGGGAGAAACCAUAUGUGUGUGAUGACUGUGGGAAAGCCUUCAGGCGGAGCUCAAACCUCAUUAAACACCACCGGACACAUACCGGUGAGAAGCCCUUUGAGUGCACUGAAUGUGGGAAGGCCUUCAGCCAGAGUGCACAUCUGAGGAAGCAUCAGAGGGUCCACACUGGAGAGAAGCCUUACAAGUGUAAUGACUGUGGCAAACCGUUCAGCCGGGUCUCCAACCUCAUCAAGCAUCACAGGGUUCACACUGGGGAGAAGCCCUAUAAGUGCAGUGAAUGUGGGAAAGCCUUCAGUCAGAGUUCCAGCCUUAUCCAACACCGGAGGAUUCAUACUGGAGAGAAGCCUCACGUGUGUAAUGUGUGUGGGAAAGCCUUUAGCUACAGCUCUGUGCUCAGAAAGCACCAGAUAAUCCAUACAGGAGAAAAGCCGUAUGGCUGUAGUGUCUGUGGCAAGGCCUUCAGCCACAGCUCAGCUCUCAUUCAGCAUCAGGGUGUGCACACAGGUGACAAGCCCUAUGAGUGUCAUGAAUGUGGGAAGACCUUCGGUCGCAGCUCUAACCUCAUCCUUCACCAGCGAGUCCACACUGGAGAGAAACCCUAUGAAUGUACUGAAUGUGGGAAAACUUUCAGCCAGAGCUCAACCCUUAUUCAGCAUCAGAGGAUUCACAAUGGCCUGAAACCCCACGAAUGUAACCAGUGUGGUAAAGCCUUCAACCGAAGCUCAAAUCUCAUUCACCACCAGAAAGUUCAUACAGGGGAGAAACCCUACACCUGUGUUGAAUGUGGUAAGGGCUUCAGCCAGAGUUCACACCUUAUCCAACAUCAGAUAAUACACACUGGUGAGAGGCCCUAUAAAUGCAGUGAAUGUGGAAAAGCUUUCAGUCAGCGUUCAGUCCUUAUCCAGCACCAGAGGAUUCACACUGGGGUGAAGCCUUAUGACUGCACUACUUGUGGGAAAGCUUUCAGCCAGCGGUCAAAGUUAAUUAAACACCAGUUGAUUCACACAAGGGAGUAGCCUGUUGGGCUGGUAGGAGUGAAAUUGAGCAUGGUUUCCACUUAAACUUUUCUCUGGCCAUAGUCUUGGCCUUUCCAACCUCCCAUACCUGCAGCUGGGGCUCAAUCACUGCCCCUUGACUCUGCAUCCAGCAGCCUCAAACCCUGGUUGGGAUCUCCCUUUGAACACCCUUACAGCCUCCCUUCUUACUGCCCUAAUGGCAUUGCUUCUGCUUCAUGGAACCUCUUGUUUGUUUUUGUUUUGUUUUUAUAAUUUGUGAACAGACUUCUAUGUUAGGAGGGAGGUUAUAGGGGCUACAUAUCCAUAAAUAGUUUACUGUAAUCAAAAGUUACCAGAAAAGUAAAGUGACUUCGGUUUGUGGUCAUCACAGUGAUUCUUUCAUUUGGUAGUCAGAAUGAAAGUUCUUUGUUGAUGGCUAUAAUUUAUACUUUGUUUACAUAAAAUCAAGUUGAAAGUCAUACUACCCAGAGGUAGUGUGUGCACAUCACCACUAAUUCCUUGCCCUUCUUUGUUCCCCUAUUCUAUAACUUCGAUUACAGGCUUCCCUACUGCCCUGCUUUUUUUUAUGUGAACCUGCAGCCUGAGAUCAGCUUUCUCCAGCUCUGCUGUGACUCAUACCACAAUAACCUUGACUGUUUCUCAGCAGCAGGACCUACAGAGGCAACUCUCUAUGCAUCUCACCUUCCCCACAAGCUUGUGAGUGUGGUUCUUUCCCAGGCACAUUCAUUACCAGAUAUUUUUGAAGCAGCUACUACUGGAGGGGUCCAGCCUACCUGUUCCCUGAGCCUUAGUUUCCCAGAGAUGUGCCCCUCACCUUGAGAGGGGAUAACUCAGCCCAAAGGCAAUAUGUCUCUCACUAGGGAAGCCCUAGACACCAUCCAACAGAUCUCAACAUGGGGAUGUCACAGGAGCAUUUCAGCAAACAGCCCAGAGGCCAGACCUGGGCACCACAAUAAAAAAAAAAAUUAAAUUAAAUUUUAAAAAAAAAUAAGAAAGAAAAAGAAAGAAAAGAGAAAAGAAAAGAUAAAAGAUUUUAUUGGAACACAGCCAUGCCUAUUUAUUUAUGAUGGCUUUUGCAUAAAAAGUUUACUGUCUAGGACACUACCCUGUGAUUUUAGGUAGCUUUCAGGGGCUGGAUAUGCUCAGGAGCUUAGAAUUUGUGCAAAAUUUGACCAGGGAACAUCUGUGCUGUGAAAUGAUUGCCUAUGUUCUCAGACACAAAAUCAAUCUCUCUUAAUGCCUGUUCCUAUAUAGCAGGUCAUGACGUCAGCCGCCACGUGUUAUCUUGAGCUCUUGCUGCAGUUAAGAGUUUUGAGAAGAUUAAGUAGCAUGAUGUACUUUAUGCCUUGUCCUUAGCACUCGUGUUAGGUAUUUUGAGUCACGGAAUGUGAGUAUCUCACAGAAUCAUUAGGAGAGCUGAAGAAAUAGGCUUGGGAGCCAAGCUUCUAGCACCAUGCCAUAGAAGUGCCCUGCCAAGGGAGCUGCUUUGUACUUGAGAAUCACACACCCAGGCCAAUACACAAAUAUCAGACUUCCUGUUAAACUCUGCCUUGACUUAAUCUUGUGUAGACGUAUCUAAGCAUCGGAAUCAACUCUUGCCCACUAGCAGCAGGAAGGCCUGGAAGUGUAGUUUGUGUCUUCUGUGUUGGGAAGGCUGUAGAGGUAGAUAGCUUCCAAAAUAGAGUUUCAUGAGAUUUUUAAGUCAUAAAUAACAGAUGUCUGCAAUAACCUACAUUUUUGUAAUUUUGCAAUAACCUACAUUUUUUUUUAUUUUGAAAUAAUUUCAUACAGAAAAGUACAGGUUGAAUAUCCCUAAUCCAAAAAUCUGAAAUGCUCUAGAAUUAAGCUUUUUGAGGGUCAUGGUGCCUCAAUUCCAUACCUAACCUUAUGUAACAGGUUAUAGUCAAAACACAGCAAUAUAGGUGGCUUGGAUCCCACAUGGCCAAUUUCAUGGUUCAAGUUCUGAAAUAAGUGGCUUGAGAAUCAUGAU